This is a messenger RNA of Priceomyces carsonii, 1545 nucleotides long. RefSeq lists its product as uncharacterized. The transcript has a single exon. The coding region runs from base 1 to 1545 and encodes 514 amino acids. Lineage: Eukaryota; Fungi; Ascomycota; Pichiomycetes; Serinales; Debaryomycetaceae. The record is from RefSeq and is a predicted model, not a curated record. Gene Ontology annotation, cellular component: fungal-type vacuole membrane.
AUGCAAUCAACAGAAGUUUCUCUGGGUCGUCGAUUAGUGCAAGUGGCGUGUGCAAUAUUCUGGUGUUUGUUAUCAGGGGGCCCAAUCUUUGGUUUCGCUGCAUUGAAGCCUGUGUUAGUGAGGGAACAGGUAUAUGAAUAUGUUUGCGAUAUAUCUAUCAAUUCAACUUCCAUUGCUACUGAUAGAUCUCCUUUUACGUCAUUGACUUCCAACCUUUUGUCUGGAUUUGUCAAUAUCGAGCAGGAAGAUGCAGUUGCCAAAUGUACCGCUCAGGAUUUGAAAUUAAAUAUGAUGUUCACAGUAGGAGCAGUUUUAACGAACGUUUCUGCUUUAGUUAUAGGGCGGUGCCUUGAUGUCUACGGCCCAAGAUUCUGUGGAUUGGUUGGCGCUGGCUUCUUGUACUUAGCUUGUAUUAUCUUCAUUUUUGCAAGUAAGUUUGAACAUACGAUUUUGGAUCCCUACUUGAUCGGUUACGGUUCAAUGGCUUUGGGAGGACCAUUUGCCUAUAUUUCAUCAUUUCAGUUAUCAAACUCUUUUCCUAAGAAAAGUGGAACUAUCUUAGCACUUCUCACUGGAGCCUUUGAUGCUUCUUCUGCACUCUUCUUGAUUUACAGAAUCCUUUACAACGAGUCCAAUGGAGCAUUUACUAUCCAGAAGCUUUUUAAGCUUUAUUUUUUGGUUCCUCUCUUCAUUACUUUAGCUCAAGUUUUUGUCAUGCCAAAGGAAUCUUAUAAAGCCGCCAACGCUUCCUUCGAUAUUUCUCCAUCGCAAGCUCUGGAAGAUUCACCAUUGCUUGAGAAUGGUGCACCAGCUACUAAGAGAGAUUCUAUUGGCGAUGCAUUGAAACAACCUUAUGCUGAAGAAGGUGAAGCUACUUUGAUUAGGCAUUCCGGUGGUAUCUUUGGUAUCUUGCAUGGCUAUUCAGCUCGCUUCCAGAUGAGAACUCCAUGGUUUUACUUGAUGUGUUGCUUCACAACCAUCCAAAUGUUGAGACUUAAUUAUUUCGUCGCGACUAUUAAUACUCAAUAUACCUAUUUGUUCCACUCUGUUGAGAAGGCUGAAAAAUUGAACAAAUUUUUCGAUAUUUUACUUCCAUUAGGUGGUGUAAUCUCAAUUCCAUUUGUGGGCUUAUUUUUGGAUUACUGCUCUACCUUUGUGGUUUUGGUUGUCCUUCUUUCAGUUUCCUUAGCGAUAGGUUUCUUAGGGCUCUUUGGCAGUUUUGUUACUGGAAUUAUCAAUGUUUUGCUUUUCGUUGUCUACAGGCCCUUAUUCUACACCACCAUAUCUGAUUUUUGUGCCAAAGUUUUUGGUUUUGAUACGUUUGGAACUGUUUACGGGGCAAUAAUUUGUACUUCAGGUAUCUUUAAUUUUGGUCAGACGAUAUUAGACAAAUUGACGCACACCAAAUUUCAUAUGAACCCCACUCCUGUCAAUGUCAUGCUAGUUGCAACUACUGUGAUUAUUGGAAUAAUCACCAUAUUGUACGUGAAGGUUCAAACCAAGUUGUAUAAUGAGAAAAAAAAUAGACAAUUAAAUGCCGCUUGA